GCAUUCCGCCAAUCACGGGGCCGCAAAUGAGCCGCUGUGAGUUCCAAGCCGGUGCGUUCCCGUGGCGCGGUAGGGAGUGCUAAGGGGGAAAGAGCUCGGUACAAGUGGAGGAUAGCUGGAAGAGGAGCAGCAAGGGAAGGAGGAAGAAUGUCUAUGUCUAUGUCUGCGUUACAAGGCUAAGCAGCCAUGUUCCUGCACCUUGAAGAACACUUAGGCAUCAGCUUCUUCAAGCUACUGCCUGGAGGGAAUAUACCUUUGAAGACAUGGCAUGAAGAGCUAAAAGCCUGAACUGAAAAACACAGGUGCUAGAUCUGAUUAGAAGAAUGAAGAUACUUUGCAGUAUUCUUGAUGGAACCUCUUGGAAGCUCACUGCUGAAGAAACUUGUCUUUGAGUGAGAGGAUUAUGGCUGUCUCUACUUCCAUGCAGGCAUGUAGUUAGAUGCUGCACUGAUGCCGCAGAGAAAUGGGAUGGCACCCACUACAGCCUGAGAGCUUCCACGAGAUCCUGUUAUCACUGGAAGAGUAUUCUCUCCCAUGACACCCAUCAUGUGUUACAUGUUGAUAUGAAGGCAAACAGUGUAUUGCCAAGGAAUCAUGACAGCCAACCAUCAUCAGCCAUGAAGUACUUCAGUGACAGACCAAACGCUCUCUCCAGACUUGAAGAAAAAUGACAUCAUCAUGGAAGAAGCAGCAUUUUGUGGGGGGGCUGUCUGCUUUCAAUGGUUGGUGCUGCAGAUUGGCAGGUGGAGUGAUAUGAAAGAGAAUGCUCAGCAGCCCUACCCAGCCACAACUAGAGGAGUCAGAACAGAGCAUUUCCAGAAUCCAGCUGCUCUGUGGUCUUAUCCGCUGAGACGUGCCACGGUCAGCUUGUUCUCCCUCUGCCCCAGAUCCACUGCAAAUGGAACCAUUUGGAAUGCAGCCUAAAUCCCACCGGAGCAAUGGGGAUGCAGAUGGCAAGGAAAGCUGAAGGGCAUUUGGAUACAUGCUGUCCCAUGGAUGUCUGGGUGGGAGAGAGGGUCUUCUAGAAGCACAUCAAGGACCCGAGAGGACACAGGCAUUGAGAAAAAAACUGUGUCAGAACGUCUCAAAUGCCUCCUUCAUCGUCCCAGGUUUUCAGCUGGUUUAGUGUUCUGAGAGGCCCUAACACAUAUUCUAUCUUUUGUCAGCUUUGGGAGCACUUACUUAACCUAUAUCAGCAUGACUCAAAACAACAUCAAUGUUGUUUCACUCUCUGGAGUGAAAAGAAAUAAUGUGCUUUGUUCUGCUGCUUCCUAUUCAAAGAGGAAUCACACUGGGAAGUGGAAGUUGCUGAAAAGGUGAAAGAUCCUGCAACGGACUCGCUGGAAAAGGUGGAGAAUGAUGUGCAACAGAACCUGCAGAUAUCCCAGUGGGCUUCAGGCGCUGGACAUGGACACAGAGGAUGACCCCUUGUUACAGGAUGCCUGGCUGGACGAGGAGGACGAAGAUGUUGCCUUCAGCUCAAGGAAGAGGCGGGAGGGUGCUCUGUUGUGUGGUAAAAGCCCCUGCAGGUUCAGGCCCCUGCGUGUCACGCUGCCAGUGAGUGGCUUCUGGAAUAUCGUAGGCUGGAUAUUUACCAACCCGUACUGCGCUGGCUUCAUCCUUUUCCUGGGCUGCGCCAUCCCUGCUGUGCUCGCUGUUGUCAUGUUCCUCCACUACCCAGCCCUGGACAUUGAUAUCUCCUACAACGCCUUUGAGAUCCGUAACCAUGAGUCCUCACAGCGCUUCGAUGCGCUCGCCUUGGCCCUCAAGUCCCAAUUUGGGUCGUGGGGGAGGAACCGCCGUGACCUGGCUGACUUCGCCUCCGAAACCCUGCAGAGGCUCAUCUUUGAGCAGCUCCAGCAGCUGCACCUCAAUGCUUCCCACCUGCAGGUCAGCACACGGGCCAAGCGCAGCACCCCACAGGGCAGGACUAGCUCCCCUGAGCCUCGUGCCCACCCACACCCAGGAAAUGAGACAUCCCGCGUCGCGAGGGGUGCCCCGCGCUGGGACUACUCCAACACUUACAUCAGCGCCAACACGCAGACACACGCACACUGGCGCAUUGAGCUCAUCUUUCUGGCCCGAGGGGAUUCUGAGAAUAACAUCUUCACCACGGAGCGCCUGGUUACCAUCCACGAGGUCGAGCGUAAGAUCAUGGAUCACCCUCGCUUCCGGGAGUUCUGCUGGAAGCCCCAUGAGGUCCUGAAGGACCUGCCCUUGGGCUCCUACUCCUACUGCUCCCCUCCCAGCUCCCUCAUGACUUACUUCUUCCCCACGGAGAGAGGAGGAAAGAUUUACUAUGAUGGCAUGGGACAAGACCUUGCUGAUAUCCAAGGGUCCUUGGAGCUGGCCAUGACCCACCCCGAGUUCUACUGGUAUGUAGAUGAGGGUUUGUCUGCUGAGAACAAGAAGAGCUCCCUGCUGCGGAGUGAGAUCCUCUUUGGGGCACCGCUGCCCAACUACUACUCGGUGGAGGAUCGCUGGGAGGAGCAGCGCCACAAGUUCCAGAACUUUGUCGUCACCUACGUGGCCAUGCUGGCCAAGCAGUCCACAAGCAAAGUCCAGGUGCUGUAUGGAGGGACCGAUUUGUUUGACUAUGAAGUGAGGAGGACUUUCAACAACGACAUGUUGCUGGCUUUCAUCAGCAGUAGCUGUAUAGCUGUCCUGGUUUACAUCCUUACCUCCUGCUCAGUGUUCCUGUCAUUCUUCGGCAUCGCCAGUAUUGGGCUGAGCUGUCUGGUGGCUCUGUUCCUGUACCACGUUGUUUUUGGGAUCCAGUACUUGGGCAUACUCAAUGGUGUGGCUGCCUUUGUCAUUGUGGGAAUUGGGGUUGAUGAUGUCUUUGUGUUCAUCAACACCUACCGCCAAGCCACCCACCUCAAAGACCUGCGCCUGCGCAUGAUCCACACUAUCCAGACAGCAGGGAAGGCCACCUUCUUCACUUCCCUGACCACAGCUGCAGCUUAUGCUGCCAACAUCUUCUCUCAGAUCCCAGCUGUGCAUGACUUUGGACUCUUCAUGUCGCUGAUUGUGUCCUGCUGCUGGGUGGCUGUGCUCUUCACCAUGCCUGCUGCUCUCGGAAUAUGGACCCUUUAUGUGUCCCCACUAGAAAGCUCCUGCCAAACCAGCUGCAGUCAGAAGUGCACCAAGAAGAGCGCUUUGCACCUGGCUGAAGAUCUCUUUGUUGCCUCAGAGGCCACCUCCAGAGCAGGCCAAGAGACACUGCCCUACCUCGAUGAUGACAUCCCACUGCUCAGCGUGGAGGAGGAGCCUGUCUCUCUGGAAAUGGGGGAUGUUCCCUUGGUAUCUGUGAUGCCAGAAAAUCUGCAGCUGCCUGUGGAGAAGAGCAACCGAGGUCACCUGAUAGCUCAUCUCCAGGAGCUUCUGGAGCACUGGGUGCUGUGGUCUGCAGUGAAGAGCAGAUGGGUGAUUGUGGGGCUCUUUCUCCUCGUUUUGCUCCUGUCUGUAUUCUUUGCCAGCCGCCUCCGCCCAGCUAGCCGUGCUCCAGUCCUCUUCCGGCCAGACACCAACAUCCAGGUGCUACUAGACCUCAAAUACAACUUGAGUGCUGAAGGCAUCUCCUGCAUUACCUGCUCAGGUUUGUUUCAGGAAAAGCCCCACAGUUUGCAGAACAACUUCCGAACAUCCCUGGAAAAAAAGAAGAGAGGCUCUGGAUCACCCUGGGGAAGCAAAGGGAGCUUAAGUGAUACAGGGCAGCAAGAUCUGCAGGGGACUGUGUAUAUCUCCAAGUCCAGAAGCAAGGGAAGGCCAGCCAUCUACAGAUUCUCUCUCAAUGCCAGUAUCCCUGCCCCCUGGCAGAUGGUGUCACCAGGAGAUGGAGAGGUGCCUUCAUUCCAGGUGUAUAGAGUGCCUUUCGGUAACUUCACCAGGAAGCUGACAGCUUGUGUGUCCACAGUAGGGCUGCUUAAGCAGACGAGCCCCAGGAAGUGGAUGAUGACUACCUUGUCCUGUGAUAGCAAGAGAGGCUGGAAGUUCGACUUCAGUUUCUACGUGGCCGCCAAGGAGCAGCAGCGAACACGGAAGCUGUAUUUUGCCCAGUCGCACAAGCCUCCUUACCAUGGCCGAGUGUGUGUGGCACCUCCUGGCUGUCUUCUCAGCUCCAGCCCAGAUGGACCCACCAAAGGCAUCCUUUAUGUUCCCAGCGAGAAAGCAGCACCCAAAGCGAGGCUCUCGGCAACUUCUGGAUUUAAUCCUUGCAUGAACACGGGCUGCGGGAAGCCAGCAGUGCGGCCACUGGUGGACACAGGAGCCAUGGUGUUCGUCGUCUUUGGCAUCAGAGGGGUGAAUCGUACAAGACACUCGGACAACCACGUCAUCGGAGACAUGGGCAGCGUUAUCUAUGAUGACAGCUUCGACCUCUUCAAAGAGAUUGGCAACCUGUGCCGCCUCUGCAAAGCCAUCGCCAGCAACACUGAGCUGGUGAAGCCAGGAGGGGCUCAGUGCCUGCCCUCAGGUUAUAGCAUCUCCUCCUUUCUGCAGAUGUUGCACCCUGAGUGCAAGAACAUCCCUGAGCCAAACCUGCUGCCUGGACAGCUCUCUCAUGGGGCUGUGGGAGUGAAGGAUGGGAAGGUGCAGUGGAUCUCCAUGGCAUUUGAAUCAACAACCUACAAAGGGAAAUCUUCCUUCCAGACAUACACUGAUUAUCUGAAAUGGGAGACAUUCCUGCAGCAGCAACUCCAGCUCUUCCCAGAGGGUUCUGCUCUCCGUCAUGGUUUCCAGACCUGUGAGCACUGGAAGCAGAUCUUCAUGGAGAUUAUAGGAGUGCAGAGUGCCCUGUAUGGUCUCAUCCUUUCGCUGGUUAUUUGUGUGGCCGCAGUGGCAGUGUUCACCACUCACAUCCUCCUCCUGCUGCCAGUGCUGCUCAGCAUUUUAGGGGUGGUCUGCCUGGUGGUGACCAUCAUGUACUGGUCUGGCUGGGAAAUGGGGGCUGUGGAAGCCAUUUCUCUGUCCAUCCUCGUUGGCUCUUCUGUCGAUUACUGCGUGCACUUGGUGGAGGGCUACCUGCUGGCAGGGGAAAACCUGCCGCUGCACCACACACAGGACCCCACGGCCUGCCGCCAGUGGAGGACGAUUGAAGCGAUCCGUCACGUGGGUGUAGCAAUUGUCUCGAGCGCUGUCACCACCGUGAUUGCCACUGUCCCACUCUUCUUCUGCAUCAUUGCCCCUUUCGCCAAGUUUGGGAAGAUCGUGGCCCUCAACACGGGAGUCUCUAUCCUAUACACGCUGACUGUGAGCACAGCCCUGCUGAGCAUCAUGGGGCCCGGCACCUUCACCCGGAGCAGGACUUCCUGCCUCAAGGCUGUGGCAGGGGUGCUUCUCGCCGGCCUGCUGGGUCUAUGCAUCUGCCUCGCCCUGCUGAAGGGCGGAUUUAAGAUCCCUCUCCCUAAUGGGACAGCCCUGUAGACCCUACACCAAGAACCACACGAUCUGUCCUCUUGCUCCCUUUUCUUUUUUUCUUUUUUUUUUUUUUUUAAAGGAUAUUUUUUGUAAGAAAAAAAAAGAGGAAAAAAAAUCCCGUUUUUUCCAGAAGUUUUUCAACUCCAGAUGCACUUUAUUUUCUAAUGGGUUUUGCUCUAAACUUGUAUUUAUUUCAGUAGUAAUGGAUGGAUGACGGACAGUGAGGGCUGCCCAGGGAAUUCCUCAGCCCAUGAGUAGGAGGGGAGAAGGUGCCCUUCUCUCAAUUUUCUUUCUGCUUUUCUUUUUUCAAAUGAACAGAGCUUUCUGGAACCACAAAGGUAAAGAAGUCAGGUAGGCCAUCUGAUCCCUUUCAAACUGCUUCCUUUCUGUCCUUCCUGUGGCCAGGGUCAGCAUUGCGAUGAUGGCUCUUGAGGUGAUGUCCUGUCCCCAUGCCAGGGCCAUGCAUUGAUGCAAUGCAUCAAGCCUUGCAAACAGCAGUGAGCUGAUGGAUGGGCCUGGAGAAUAGCGUUGUCUGCAUUGCUCUGCUAUGCCCUGUGCUCAGCAGCAAACUCAUUGCACAGGACACAUUUCCCAGCUAGCUCGUACUGGGGUGGUUGUGAGAUUAAAACUAGAGAGUUUUGGGAGGACCACCUGCUGGGACCUGCUUUCAUUGUUAGUGGGGAAUGCCAGGACAGGUGGCUCACCCCUUCUCUCAUAAAGGACGCUGGACCUUUCACCGGGACCUCUUGGGUCUGUGAACAGUCAUCAGAACACUACUGGUGCCUACAGGGCCCUGUCCUCCUCUCCUUCUUGCCAAGGUAGCAGUGGUGUCCAGUCCCAGCUCCUGUUCUGUUUGUGACUUCACCAGUCUACCUCUGCUCUUCAUGGCAGAGAGAGCUGAAGGCCUUCAGCUCUGUGCAAAGUUUUUUGCUCCAGGACCUGGCAGCCAGCUCUUAGCCUGAGGAUGAGCUAGCCCCUGUGGCCAGGUAGAGCCCAUAGCUGGCAGCGUGCAUGGAUAAACAGUGGGGCAUUCUCUGUGGCAGCUCAGAGACCCUGCUGUGCAGACACGAAGGCAGCAGAGCUUCAGCCUGAGGCUGCUGCCUGCUCAAAGCAGAUGGUUUAUAUUAAAGUAAAAUGAAAUUGCAAACUGGUGCCAUUAACAAGUACAUUUUAAGCAUCACUGAUUCCAUCAUAUUCUUAAAAUUGAAAUAACUAAGUGUGUGCAUUGAUAUGCAGCACAUCUGGUCCUUGGCAGAAGGGGAGGGGUCAGGCCCACUGGGAGAUGCAUUAAACAUUAUUUACAGGGAUGCCAGCAGAGAGAGGUGGCCGGAAAGCAGCCUGACUUCUAAUUUGUUUGCAGAUAACCAUGUCCCCAGUGGCUUUGCAUUCUCUGUCUGGAUUGACCCCCUUUUUAAAAUGGAAAUGCCAGGAAGCUGGUCCCUGGUGCCAACCGUGUUCUGGGGACUGUGCUGCUGAGACAGACCAGCAGCUGCUUCUGCUUGGCUCAGUGUAUCCUUGUUUUGAUCCCUGCCAGUCUCUUACAUCUUCACAUCGUGCCAUAACUCUGAAAAAGGAUCAAACAUUUGUUCCUAAACUAGGUUCCCCAAGGUGUUAGCUGGAGAGAAGGGAUUGAGGACAGGGGUCUCAUUGGGCUUUGUUGAUGCUGGGAGAAAUCUAGAGCACUCCUGCUGCAGACAGCGAGGGUGGUGAAAGCAUGAGCAAACCAGACCUGGUUCCUUCCUCACCAUCCCACAGUGCAGCUGAGUUACCCUUUUCUGCCACAUUAAAUGUUCCUUGGCCCCUGUCUCUGCUCUGCUCCAGCUCCUACAGGAUGAACCCUGAUGAAUAAAUGGUUCUGGGAAGGAUUUUUAACUAUCCUAAACCCUUGCUUCUUUGGGAGCUGCUGUGCAAGGCUCAGGCACAUUGAUCUGCAAGCCCUGCUUUCCCUGAUGUCAGUUCUCCAGAUUUAAUUACUAGUGGUGCCCUGAGCACUUGUAAGUGGCAGCAAGCACAGAGGGCAGAGUGCUGAUGACAUACAGUGUCAUACAUGGGUGUUGUGGGGGCAGAGCAUGGGAGCCCUAGUGCUGCUGCAAAGGAUGCUCUGACUGGCAGCUUGAUCUGUAUUCACCUAUUGCUUCAGCCUCCUUGGCGUGAUUAAAGCCGAUGGUUAUUUCCAGGUCACCAGACAAGAGAGGAAGGUGCUGAGUUAAGCCUUGCAGGAUGUCCCUCCUGUGAGCACGGAGAAAAACUGAAAGAUCUUUAAGGCAAGGCAUAGAUCUGCUUUAAUCCUGCAAAACUUGAAGCGCAUUCAUGCCCCAGGUAGCCCACAGUUUUGCUCACUAUAAAGAGGCUAAUAUAAGCCCCUCACUUCCAGAGUGAUGCUGGGCACACCAUGCUGGGACCAGUCCCUCAGCCAUUCUCAGGAAGCAAAGAUUGAUUUCAAAGUAGUGGAAAACCUUUUGUGCCUCUGGGUUCUGAUUUAGCAGUGUCUGAUCUCAGACAAAAAUAACAGCAUUCUUAGCACCUGACAGGUUCUGUCCCAUUUUCUGGAGCAGGAAGGGAGAAGGACAAAUGGCCGUUUUUUCUUAUCCUCCCUUGCUAGCCCAGGCACAGCCAGAGCAGUAGGGCUGGCUGGCACGAGCAGGAGCAUCACCUUGCCCUUGUUAGCCCAAAGUGGCUCUGGGAGUGUGCUGGCAAAGCAAUGGCUGGAGUGAUUCAGGAAGGAAAAGACUGAGGUAAGUGUAGCUGAUAAUUCGCAAAGGCAUGCUGAGGAGAUGGUGUGCCUCCAGCAGGAAAGCGAAGCAGAGAUAGGACAAGGAACUUACUCCAGGUUGUAGUAGAAGAGCCAGGAGAUGAUCCCAGGUUAUGCUUUCCAGUGCAAGGAUCCACUGGACAUUGGUAAGCUGAAAACUUGAUGGUUGCAACACUUGGCUUUUAGAUCUAGAAUCACAGAACAUUCUGCAGAGUGCUACAGAAUGAGAGAGACAUAGAAGCAGAGCUCAGACUUCCCCAGCGUACUCUCAACACCGUCUCGGUGGAGACAGUAAAUCAGAGGCAGGUGUAUACAUCUAUCUCCUUGGCAUUAGAAAAUAUUCAUAAAAUUAUAGGGGUAAGAAAAUGGAUGGGUUUAUCUGAGCAAGCAUGAAGGUGGGGCUGACAGCCCUGCUGGGAAUCAGUGCUCUGAGGCAGAUGCUUGUAGCAAUAAAAAGCAAAGGCUCACCUGUCUGGCGCUGUUCCAGGAGCAGAUGCUCACCCUAAAUUAAUUCCUCCCACAUCUCUACCUAUCUUCUUUCUCUGAUGACUCCUCUGUUGCCCAGAGCAUCUCUUGGGCCCUGUCGCCUUGCUGAGCAAGGUUCCGCCUUCUCAGCAGUACCUGCUUUUGCCUAAGAUGCUCACAGAUGCUGAACAAAGGCAUGCUGGAGACUUUCUGAGAGAGAAUGUCUCAGGCAGGGGAAGCUAAGGUGCUAAAAUUCUUCCUACAAAGCUGCCAAUUUCGAUGUUUUUAAACAGUUGAACACAGCAACCCAGUGUCAUGGAAAUAUUUCAUCCUGGCUUUACUUGGAAGAGAAUGCACUGUUUUUCCAUUUCAAAACAGUCUUAUUGCUGCAAUUAAAAAGAAACAUACACGGGUUCUCAGUUACAGCACACAGCAAUGAAAUAUUUGUUAUCUGCUCACUCCUUUUUUUCUGGUAAAUUCUGUUUUGAAGGAUACCUUCAGAAAAGUUGAUGUUAAUGUUUCAGGAUGGAAACUGCGUAGUUUCCUGCAAAAUGGUGCUGAUCCUGUCCUGAUGAGAAGCCCUCAGCAGUCACAGGAGAGCACUGCUCCCUAUUUGCCAAAGCAAAUGUACAGAGCUGCUGCUCCUUGCCUGUGAGUUCAAGGUUCCCCACAGAUACUGCUGAGACUAGGACUCACAACAGCUUUGGAGCAAAGAGGAAUAGAGCUGAUGUGGUUCGCAAAGAUCAGUGUCAGAGAAAGAAAUAGAGCCCGGUCUCCUCGCUCCAUUUUGCUUUUGUUGCAGUGGCUUUUGAGGUGCUGGGUUCAUGCAGGGCCUGUACAAGCAAUGGGGACAUCAGAGUUGGCCACCAAUCUUGGAAGUUUCAAAAGCUGCAGAUACUGGAAAAGGAUCAGUAGCUGUGCUGGGCUGUGAUCUCUGUCCAAAGCAAAGCCAGCCUGGAAAUUAUCCCCAAGGAGAAAGAUACAUGGCAUGCUUACGGAGCUGCUGGAACAGUGGGAUGGCAGCCUGGCUGCAAGGGUCUCCCAAGACCCCUGGCUUUGUCUUCACUGGAGCAAACUGGGAUGUUGCUUUAUGUCACAGCACCUCAUUUUGGCUUGUCCUGCACUGAAUUUUCAUACCAGAAUGUCCUGCCCUCCUGGAAGAUUAUUAAAGGUCUGUUUAAACCCAAGGUACACAUAAAUGUGUCCACACUGUCCAGAAGGGAAACUGUGCUGAUUGAUUUGCAGCCAGGCAGGGCAAGUCUCUUAGUUAUUACCAAAAUCCACUCCUCACCCCAGAUAGCAUGCAAGCCACAGUUCACAGGUUAUUCUCUUUCAAAGCCCUUUGCUAACUUCUCCUCCUCAGCUUUGUACCCAGGUCCUGGAGUUGGAAACCGUCACAGCUCCCAUCCGUCAGAAUGGAGGUGUGGGAUGCAUCCUCCCCUCUGCUCCUCCUUGGGGCAGUGGCUGCAGGUGCUGGGAGGUGAUGGCAGGACUGGAGGCAGAGCAGCAGGCAGGAAGGUUUGCAGGGAAGAGAGCAAAGAGGAGGGAGGAUGGGGGGAAAAGGAGGCACGAGCGCCCCGAAGUGCUGCUGCUUUGCCACGUGCGUGCAGACUUUAGCAUUGGUUCUCAGAAUGAUGUAGCACAAUUCACAAUGUAACGUAUGCGUGUUACUUUUGUAAGUCGUCUCCUAUUCUCACUAUUUUCAGUGUUCCUUGAUUUUUGGAGACUGUUGUAAAUAAAAGAUUUUGACACUGG
This is a messenger RNA of Numida meleagris (helmeted guineafowl), 10390 nucleotides long. It is a transcript of the gene DISP3, whose product is annotated as dispatched RND transporter family member 3. NCBI's taxonomy places the organism in Eukaryota, Metazoa, Chordata, Aves, Galliformes, Numididae. Gene Ontology annotation, cellular component: membrane. Bases 1357 to 5424 code for a protein of 1355 amino acids. The transcript is spliced from 28 exons. The record is from RefSeq and is a predicted model, not a curated record.